Pseudoliparis swirei is the source of this 1124-nucleotide messenger RNA. RefSeq lists its product as uncharacterized. The transcript is spliced from 4 exons. Bases 1 to 732 code for a protein of 243 amino acids. The record is from RefSeq and is a predicted model, not a curated record. Lineage: Eukaryota; Metazoa; Chordata; Actinopteri; Perciformes; Liparidae.
AUGCGGAAGAAGAAGAAGAAGAAGAAGCAGAGAGCGGCUGAAGCACGGACGCCCACAGCCAGCAGAGGAGGGCCCUGUUCACGGGGGUCCCGCCCAGACCAGGGGGGUCCUCCGGAGGCUCUGGGCUGCAAGUGCGGGGCCUCUGCUGCCCCCUCCAGCAGAGGCCCCGCACCGGGAGGCUGGCCAGCAGGGGGACGCCACACGGCGGAGAGGGGGGAGGGGCGAGGCCGGAGACCAGAGGAAGACCAGCGUCCAGGUCCAGGACCGGGAGCAGACCAGAAGGUGGAGGAGCGCCUGCUGUGGGCCAACCCAGAGAACCAGUCAGGGAAGCAGCAGGGACUCCGGCAGCCCCCCGCGGCCAGAGGAGGCCGCCUCGCCGCGCUCAUCCCACGGACGCCGAGGUUUCGCAACUCCAUCUGUAUCUGCCCUCGCCGCUCUGCGAUGAAGAGGAGGAGGAGGAGGAGGAAGCCGACGGCGGAGACGAGCCCCUCGAGGUGCGAGUUCUUCGGGGCGCGGCGGCCAUCUGCGUCCUCGGGUCCUCGGCUCACGUCUCCCACGUCACAUCUGGUUUCCGCCCUCCUCAACUCGAUCUGGACCGUGGCCCCAACAACGGGGCCCCGAAGUGAUGUCAGAGGGAAGAUAUGUUCCCAAGCAAUGAGAACCACUGAGUGCAUAAUGCCUGACCACUGGGGCCACAGGGGCCAGGAAGGAGGGGCCACUACUCUGUCCUGACCACGGGGGCCACAGGGGCCAGGAAGGAGGGGCCACUACUCUGUCCUGACCACUGGGGCCACAGGGGCCAGGAAGGAGGGGCCGCUGCACAGAUCCAGAUUUAAACGUCAAACAGAUCAAAAGACUCUUUACGUUAUGAGAAUAAUGAACUCGUCUAAAACACUAAACAUCAAACACUGUUUCAUCUUUAAGGUGAAACAUUGUCAUCAUGUUGAGUCAUUUAUAGGAGACACGGUGUUUUAUACAUGCCACUGAAAUCAAUAAGGCCCCAAAUAUGGACACAGGUAACAGGUGAUAUGUAACUCACAGGUGUUACGUAACACCAGUGAUGAACUGUUCGAUCAUGUCGGGAACACAUUAAAAUAUUAUUAAAAGUAUACAUGUGUGCUCUA